AUGACACAAACUGAAUUCAAUUUAAUGCUACCAUUAACCAACUCACUUUCUGCAAUAAAUUUAACUACAAAAACAAAAUUACCAUUUCCACCAAUAGCUCGUAGGCUAAAAGAAGAAAUUCCAGACUCUGUGAAAGCUCUUUGUGAUGCAUUGGAAGAUAAAGAAAUAGUAGAACUUAACUUCAGUGACAAUGCAUUUGGGCCAGCUGGUGCAGAACCUAUGACCGAUUUUCUUACUAAUAAUCGAACACUUCAAGUACUAAAGUUAAAUAAUAAUGGACUUGGAGUUCAAGGUGGAAAACUGAUUGGUAAAGCGUUGCUUGAGGCAGCAAAAAAGAAUCAUGAAGAAGAUCGAGAAUCUUCGCUUAAAGUAUUCGUUGCAGGUCGUAAUAGACUUGAAAACGGGUCAAGUCAAGCACUUUCUGAUGCGAUUGCAGCACAUAAUACUUUGGUUGAGAUUCGAUUACCACAAAAUGGUAUUCGAUCCGAAGGUAUCAUCGCCCUUUCAAAAGGCUUGGCAGAAUGUAAAAAUCUAGAAAUUAUAGAUCUUCAAGAUAAUACAUUUACCAAAACAGGCUCUGAGUCAUUUGCUGAUUCAUUGACUGAAUGGAAAAAUCUAAAAAGUCUAAACAUUGGGGAUUGUUUAUUGUCGCAAGAAGGCGGUAUUAUUAUUGCAAAAAAACUUUUACUCGGCAAUAAUAAAAAUUUGGAAACUUUAAAUCUUCAAUAUAAUGAAAUUGACAAACAUGGAAUUUCUAUCUUAGCUUCUGCAAUUUCUACACAUCUUAAGAAAUUAGCUUCGUUGGAACUUAAUGGUAACAAAGUUUAUCCAGAUGAUUCUUCAAUUGAGGAAAUAAAAAAUGCCUUGGAGGAAAUUGGUCAUAAGGAUGCUUUAGGUGAAUUGGACGAUAUGGAAGUUUCAGAUUCUGAGGAAGAGGAUGUUGAUAAAAAUGAGAGUGAUGCAGAUUAA
Molecule: messenger RNA, 969 nt
Organism: Entrophospora sp. SA101
Lineage: Eukaryota; Fungi; Glomeromycota; Glomeromycetes; Entrophosporales; Entrophosporaceae
Source: the annotation of a GenBank genome assembly